UCGCUAUAUUUGGCAACAUGACGCUGAUCAUCACAAUAUGCCGCACUCGAGUACUACGUACGCGCACAAACAUGUUCAUCUUGAACCAGGCAUGCGCAGACUUGGGUGUCGCAUUAUUUUGUAUGCCAUUUUCAAUCAUCACGUGCUAUACACGUAACUGGAUAUUUGGUGACAGCAUAUGCCAACUGAAUGGGUUUGUAAACAUUCUUUUUGAGGCUUCGUCGUUGUUUACGCUUACCUCAAUAAGCAUCGAGAAAUACUUUUCCAUCGUAAAACCCAUGAGGGUUGUCAUAACGGCAAAGAAGACAGUUACCAUGGUUAUUAUGACGUGGUUAACAGCACUUGGACUCGCAGCUUUACCGCUGACAGGUUUCAUUGCAUUUGAAUUUAAGCCAGGGUCAACUCAGUGUGGAGUUCAAAUCCCAGCCAACAUUGGUCAAACCAUUUACUCAUUUGUGGUUCUUGUGGUUGCCUUCCUUAUGCCGCUAUGUAUCAUGGGAUUCUGUUACGUCAACAUCUUUCUGGUUGUAAAGAAACACAACAUUCGCCGUUCGAGGAUGUCAUUAUCUAGCAUCAACAGCGAAAGUUCGCUGUCCACUCAAAGUCAAAUAGCCCUGACUGUUUUUAUGAUGCUCAUUGUUUUUAUUCUCUGUUGGUCACCUUACUUCGCGUACAUGGUGUACUUGACCGCUCAUCAAGUGAAAAGCCCGGAUGCUUUCGCACGAAGCCUGGGACUAGCUUCUUAUUGGUUUGCUUUCCUAAACAGCUGCAUUAACCCGUUUGUGUACGGCUUCAGGAAUCCUCUCAUCAGAAGACCACUGUAUUUAAUGUGCUGUAAUCGCAAAUUUCGAAGAAGUCGCGAACGUUAUUCCUUGAGAAAAGCACAUCAACAUUGUGAUCCGUUUUUAGGAACACCCCUGCCAUUAGUGGACUGCGACAAAACAUCCCCUCCCUACCCUGCUUUCAUCAACGUUGUUGCCCUGACAGAAGAAGACAUAACCAGCCCCAAUGAGGGAAUCGACAAGGCGACUGUGGACAGAGGAACUCAAAGGCGCGAAAACUGGAAAAUUUUAUCUUUCCAAGAUUUGCCGCAUGUUUAUAUCGUCAAUGGAGUGUCUUCCACAACAAACCAAGUACUUUCCAUUUCAGUUAAACAGCAAACGUUCCCCGACCACGCCUACGACGUCACAUGUUCCUCAUGCUCUAGUGUGUGCUCUGAUUGCAAUCGUGUGGUGACAAACAGUAACGAGGUAAUCAUGUGUUCCAGCAUGUUAUCAGUGGAAGACAGUGGUCUGUGUAGUGAGUGCGCAUGUGCGUUCGAUUGUGAAAGUUCAACGAGUAAAACUUGUAUCCAGUGCGAACAAGAUGACCUGGAAUCAAAUUCUUGCCCCUCGAUUUUGAGCCACGCGAAAGAAGUUCAAUCUCAUAGGGUGCUUCACCUCGUCGAUCAUUCUGAAAACAAGAUGAAAUACCCCCUUCAAUCCGCGAAAGAAAAAACAAGAAUGAGUUUUACAAUAGGCUGGAUGGAAUCUCACCUGUAAACAAACCAAAAAUGUGAUAGUAUGCCAGCUUUGGCCGCAUCUUUUUCUCAGCGACGACUGAUGAUGGAAUGAAGCAAUAGAAACUGCGGGACACAGGAGAUACGAUACAUGAAGGAUAAAAGAAAAUGAAAACUUGACAUGGUAGGGGAGGGGAUGGGGAUGUAACCACCACUGAACUGUCCUGUAUGGAAAUCUUUUCGGUUUUCUUCUUAGUASCGACGCCAUGACUAAGGUUUUGCCGCCUGAAGAAGCCAUUCUCCGUAAUCAAGGCGAAGUCCUUCGAUACAGAUUCGUUUAUUCUUUUGUGAUUCUGUCAGUUUAUUUCGGUAAAAUGAUGCCAUAUAAGGGAGGGCCUCGUCUAUUUCGCUGACUUAUACCACUCUUUAAAUAUCUCAGUCACUCAUAGAACAUGUGGCUUAUUUAUUUUUGGCUACUUUGUGCACAGGUAUCCCAAGCUCUCUAUAUGAACCACACAAGGAAUACAAUGUGGCAUAUCAAUUUAUAAA
Messenger RNA from Stylophora pistillata, 2047 nucleotides. RefSeq names its product melatonin receptor type 1C-like. Gene Ontology annotation, cellular component: membrane. Gene Ontology annotation, biological process: G protein-coupled receptor signaling pathway. The record is from RefSeq and is a predicted model, not a curated record. NCBI's taxonomy places the organism in Eukaryota, Metazoa, Cnidaria, Anthozoa, Scleractinia, Pocilloporidae. Gene Ontology annotation, molecular function: G protein-coupled receptor activity.